Messenger RNA from Fusarium oxysporum Fo47, 627 nucleotides. RefSeq lists its product as uncharacterized. The transcript has a single exon. NCBI's taxonomy places the organism in Eukaryota, Fungi, Ascomycota, Sordariomycetes, Hypocreales, Nectriaceae. The coding region runs from base 1 to 576 and encodes 191 amino acids. The record is from RefSeq and is a predicted model, not a curated record.
AUGGGACAGGCUGCGUCCAGGUGGGCGCAGAGAAGAGGUGCAGAUACACUGCGCGAGCUAAAACCCCAGAAGACGCCUGGUCAUGAUGUUCCAGCUCCAAACUUUCGACGUGAAACUCUCCUUGCAGCUCUUUCAAACGUGGCGGCUGCGAUCAACAAGAAACAUGGAAACGUCACCAUCAUCGCUGUUGGCAGCGCAGUCAACACCAUUUAUCUGCAGUCUCGUGAGGCUACGCACGAUGUCGACUUCUUCAACGACAAUCUGACACCUGAAGACUUCGAGCACCUUGUGGCGGGCAUCCGGUCUGCAUCAAAGAAGGACAAGACAUUGAUUUCAGACUGGCUCAACAACCGCACUAUAUUCUUUAUCCCAAAGGAUAAACAACGAACGCUCUCGCAGCAAGCAUAUAAUCAGCGGGAAGUCAUUUUCGAGGAGCCUUGCUUAACUGUACUCGCUGCGCCUUGGGAAUAUGCAUUCUGCUGUAAGAUCGAUCGCCUUUCUGGAGCCGGACUUCAUACUCCUGAGUCAUACGAUGCGAGCGAUGUUGUUGAAUAUUUGCACCGUUACUUGACCUAAGCUGAAGCUUGAAAAUAUUCCAAAAUCAACCGUCCAGGCCUAGUAUGCCCA